Molecule: messenger RNA, 5410 nt
Organism: Notolabrus celidotus (New Zealand spotty)
Lineage: Eukaryota; Metazoa; Chordata; Actinopteri; Labriformes; Labridae
Gene: rnf111
Product: ring finger protein 111
Exons: 15
Coding region: 885-3950 (1021 amino acids)
Biological process (GO): positive regulation of DNA-templated transcription; ubiquitin-dependent protein catabolic process; positive regulation of transforming growth factor beta receptor signaling pathway
Cellular component (GO): cytoplasm; nucleus
Molecular function (GO): SMAD binding; SUMO polymer binding; ubiquitin protein ligase activity
Source: RefSeq, a predicted model, not a curated record
GACCACCUGUCUAAACUAUGACCACUAGAGUGUGCUCUGGUAUUUAGAAACGAUGAUUUAGAAAGGCUAUUCCUGAAAACAAGGCUGACAGAUCUGAAAUUAUGCGGAACUUCUUUAGUUCUCCUUUGGGAACUAAACAGGAUAACACUCGUGUCUCGAUCAGAGCAGUCUCCUUUACUCUGUUAAUGUUUAUUGACAGUCUGUCUGGAAAUGUAAGAGACAUUUUGUCAACUGUCGUAAAAUGUCGCAAAGUGAUACAGUCACUUCUAACGGCCGGUCGUGAUUUGGCGCCCUCGCGCGGCGCUGGGUGAAAGUACUGUGUUGAAGCGAAGAGAGACGACCUGCUGGGUAAACAAGAGUGGAUGCCUCGAAAGGCAGGAAUGGCAUCUUCUUCGAGGGCUAGUAGUGAGACAUUUCUAUUCUGACGAACAGAAACAGAACAGAGAGGUCGCGCUGUCUGUAAAGAAUCGUCAGGAUUCAGUCGGGAGUCAAAAUGGCUGAGUAUAAUCGGGUAUUUAAUGAGUGAAGUGGAGCUAGCCUUUAUGUUAGCUUAGCUCGUAGCCAUCCUGGGCCCUUCGAUUUUGCUCCUCGGAUCAGCUCGGGUCUGUGUUGUCAGUAUCACAAUCCCCAGCAGCUAACGUCCUCGGAUUGCGUUUUUUUGAUGCAGGCCUGCCAAGUUGCAGUCAGGUUUAACGUAGAGAAAACUGCCCUUUUUCAAAGCUUGUCAUUAUUAACACAGGAUUCAACCUCACAUGUUACAAAAAGGACGGUGACACAUUCUGAAAAAAGGACUUAAACGCAGGGUUGUGAGAUGCGGCUGACAGAUGCUUAGGAAUUGAUGCAAAUGCACACAGUGUUUGCCCCUUGAGGACGAACCUGCCACCAUGAAGAGUGAGGUGCCGUCUGAGGCCCCCAGCAGACAGGAGCAUUUGAAGGAGCCACUGGUGAAUCCUGAGUCCAUGGAGGCGGCCAAGAGCUUCCCCGGCAAUAUGGAGAUGAUUGGGAAGGCGGGCAGCGACUUUGAAACUCUUUGUGAGUCCCGGCAUCUGCCUCUGAGAGACACAGGAACACACAGAGACUCGGAACGGAGCCUCCCUGGGCGCAGGAAAAGAAAGGGCCAACAGGCAGGGCCUUCAGACUGCUCGCUGAAGGAGGGCCACAUUAGUGAGAGUUCACUGGCCCCCCAGCGUCCCCGGGUAGAACUUUUACAGCAUCCCAGUGAGGAUGAACAUAAUCACGAGUCCUCUUUUAGUGACUGUGCUUCGUCCCCAUCCUCUAGCCUGCGAUUUGGUGACUCAGACACUCUUAGCUCAGAGGACGAGGGGGAGGCUGGAGCAACAGGGGGCCAGCACAAGGCUCCUGCCCUGACAACAGGAGGAGCUACCGGAGUCGGCCUGCGCCCUGUUCUGGGUCGACCUCGGGGGAAUCGCUCUCAUAAGUGGGUGCGGUCUGAGGCCGAACCCGUCCUGCUGAAGAGGCAAUGUCUGAGCAGCCGGCGGCCUCUGCAUAGGAAACGCUUUGUGAAAACAGCUCCUGGAGGGGGUCAGCGGACUCAGAAGCAAAAGGAGCGACUACUACUGCAGAGGAAGAAACGUGAAGUUAUUGCACGUAGGAAGUACGCUCUCCUCCAUAGCACCAGUAGUUCUAGCGAGGAGCUGAGUAGUGACUCGUCCUCCCACUCCUCUACCGAGGCAGAAGAUGAGCUGUAUGUAGAUGUCAGCAGCACCAGCAGCCAGCCCAACAGUGCUACUGUUGCCACAGGUGCUCUGGACGAGGAUGUGGUGGUGAUUGAAGCAACUCCAGCCCCUGCUCCUGUUGUCCCUGCAAGUGAAGAAAUCAAUGUCACCUCAACAGACAGCGAGGUGGAGAUCGUCACAGUCGGGUCGCGCUCAGUGGGAGGUCUCAGCAGAAUUUGGGCGAAUAGUUGCUCCCAGAGUCGACUGCAGGAGCCUCGAGGACGUCACAGACUCUCCACCGUCAUCCAACCGCUGCGUCAGAAUGCUGGGGAGGUGGUGGACCUCACAGUCGAUGAAGAUGAUCUCUCAGUUGUGCCAACGACCUCUGGCAACAUUCACCCCCAAACAGUCAGGUCGUCCUCGUCAUCAUCUUCCCAUCAUGCCUCUACCUCAGAGCUCAAUGAUGCCCCAGGCCCUUCCUCUAGCUGCCCAGGCUCAAUACCUGAAAGUAUGCACACACAGAGGCCGAGUGGCUCCUCUCGCACAGCCACAGAGGAUGACAGCAGACCAGGUUUGUCAGCGACAGCUGGAGAAAACGCAGGCACAGCCAUGCCUAGACUGCCAUCCUGCUGUCAGCAGCACUCCCCAUGUGGAGGCCCCUCCCCUGGUCACCUGUCCCUGAGCCACUCCCAUUCAAGCUGCCUGCAAGCAUCGUCCUCCCAGCAGACCGGCGGCCAUACUCACAGCCAUAGCCACAGCAGUGCUCACCACUUCAUCCACCAUGUCCAUCACCCAGCGCCGCAGCCCCCUGGCACCUUGCCCUUCCAAGAGCCGAGCUGCCCCGUGGAGCGACCCAGUGCUCUGCCUGCACCCUGCGCUGUGGUCAGCAGCAGCAACAACAGUAGUAGCAGCAACCCAGCCCACUACCAUGACCAGCAAACUCUGCCAGUGGACCUGAGCAACAGCAGUGUUCGGUCUGGUGGAAACAACGGGGCUAGUUUCCAUGGCAGCACCUCGGCCUUUGACCCGUGCUGCCCCGGCUCCACGUCACGGCCUCCUGCUUACGUUUCCCAGGCCACUCCCGGGCCCAGCCAGCCAGCUGUGGUGGAUUCGUUCGGCUCCUCCAUGGUGGCUCAGCCCCAGCCGCAAACGCAACCCCAGCCCUGCAGACAUUACAUGCACCCCUCCUACGGCCCUCUGGCACGCUCGCUGCAUCAUCAGCCCUCCUCUGCUUGCCCUCACUCCCACGGGAACCCCCAACUCACACCUCAGCCCCCUCCACAGGGCGAUUAUGUCAUCCCCCACACUGUCACCUUUCAUCCACCGCUGUCAUCCCACCCUUCUGGCCACGCUGUGCCCCCUGCCCCUCCCCCUCCUCUCCACCUCUCUAGUUCAAGUGCCCCGCUGGCCCAGCACAUGCCUGCAGACCACCAGACCCUGCCUCACCAUAUACCGGCGCUGGGGGCCUCGGUGCAGAGGCUCCAUCAACAUGAGAUGCUGCAGAGGAUGGAGGUCCAGAGGCGCAGGAUGAUGCAGCACCCUACACGAGCACAUGAGCGUCCGCCUCCACACCCACACAGAAUGCACCCAAACUACGGCCAUGGACACCACAUUCAUGUGCCUCAAACUAUGUCUUCCCACCCUCGCCAGCCUGAGCAGAGGACAGCCUGGGAGCUCGGCAUUGAGGCUGGAGUGACCGUGGCACCGUUCCCUUCAGGGCACCUGCACUCCCACCUGCCUCACUACCAUCCUCCCCCCAGACUGCACCACUUCCCCAUCCCCUUCAUGCACACUGGCAUAUCUGAAGUGACCUACCCGCACAUUCGGUACAUCUCAUCUAGAAUGACUGGCUUUGGACGAACCUAUGAGGACCUGCUCCAUUUAGAGGAACGAUUGGGGACUGUGAACCGAGGAGCCUCUCAGGGAACCAUAGAGAGGUGCACUUAUCCACACAAGUACAAAAAGAAGGUGUUGGAGAGAGACAUUGACCAACAGUUAACCCCUGAAGCUUGGGCAUCUAUUGGGAAAAAUAUGCACGCAACCCCAGAAUCGAGAAAGCUGCAUGGUAAGCAAGACGAAGAUGAAGGCGCAGAUGAAGACACAGAGGAGAAAUGCACCAUCUGUCUGUCGAUACUUGAGGAGGGAGAGGAUGUCAGACGCCUUCCAUGUAUGCACCUCUUCCACCAGCUGUGUGUGGAUCAGUGGCUCCUCACCAAUAAGAAGUGCCCCAUCUGCAGAGUGGACAUUGAGGCGCAGCUGUCUGCUGAGAGUUGAUGCUGUUGUUUUUUUUUCUAACACCCCUUUUGUUGAAAGAAUUUAUUUUGAGAUCAGUUUAAGUUUUCUCUUCAGUACUGCAGUCAACCAAAGAUGGCAUGAAUUACCUGCGCAGCUCUACUACGAGAAAAUUCAAAAACAAAAACAAAAAAAAUCCGACAAAAAAGCAUUGAGCCUAGAGUGCCAGCUUUCACAUAUUACUACAACAGCUAGACUUCUCCAUUAAGGGUUUAAGAUUUUAUUGUAUUUAUAAAGCUUUUAUGUAGCUUUCGAUUGUUUCCUCAAGUGUCAUUUUUUGUUUCGUCUCUCUGCAUGUCUCCUUGCAAUGCAUUUCUUUGCACAUAUAACGUGGGCUCAACACGGCCUAACAACUUGCAGGUGAGGAAAGCUGCUCUAGUAAAGAUGCAUUUCUGUAAACCUAAUGCCUUGCUUUACUAGAAUAGAAUGUCAGCCUCCAGUUUAAAAAAACAAACAUUGCAGGAUUCAUUUUACCGGUCAUUGUAUUGAUUAGUUUAUGUUUAGAAGAUGUGGAUUGUUAGUGAAAGAUGUUUUUUAAGUAAAUCAAAACAUUCCUAACUAGGGAAAUAUGUUAACAGAUCAGCUGCUGUAUUAGUGCACACCCAGUAUUUUCUAGAGUGGAAAUAAAACUCCAAUGUUCACCUCACUCCCAGAAUAUGCACAUGCUUUGCUACAAUAACACCUCCCUCCAGCACCUUCAUUCGACUAGAAACACCGUCAUCACCACCAUCAGAUGUAUUUUAGAGAACAAGUAAAAGAAUGUCUCAUCCCUCUCUCGACUGUUCUUUCUAAACUGAGCGAUUGUUGGAUCUGCUGUGAAUCUUCUCCUUUCUGUUCAUAACAGCCUGUGACGGUUCAAUAAGUGUGUUUUAUGAUUUCAGGUCUGCAUGUGUGUGAGAAAUCUCUCAGAAGCCUAAGACCUGGGAUUAUUAUUUUUCAUUUUGAUACAGGCAGUGGCAUUUACUUUUAUUUCCUGUGUGUGUGCGUGAGUGUGCGCGUGUGUGUGUGUGUUUGUGUUCAGAGGGAAAUACACAGCUCAAUUUGGAGUAAAUAUUUACUGGUUGUUCUCACACUUCGAACUAUUUUUAUCCACCCUUCCUUUUUGUCUCUCUGUGGUCGAGCAGCGGCGUCCAUUUUGGCUGCUGCGAGAAAAAAAAACAAAAAACACUAAUACUGUUGACUAACUCACUCGCAUAGACUUGCACAAGAGAGAAAAGGGUAGGAGAGUAGUAGUGACUAUGACAGUGCACUGAGGCCAUGUAUUUCCACUCUGUUGAGCAUCAAAAAAUGGAUUAAAAAAAAUAUAUUUUGAAUGGAGUGUUGAAAUGCAGUACUUAAAGCAGGUAUCCAUGCAUUCAUUGACUUAAAGGCACCAGGAUCAUAUUCUGUGGGAUUUAUAUUAGUUUUAAAAAAUAAUAUUAAUAAACUUGGAUAACUCUUGA